Messenger RNA from Sphenostylis stenocarpa, 2171 nucleotides. Lineage: Eukaryota; Viridiplantae; Streptophyta; Magnoliopsida; Fabales; Fabaceae. The record is from the annotation of a GenBank genome assembly.
GGAAGCAAGUGCUCAUGGCUACAGUUGCAUCAAUGCUAUCUUCUUCCCCCGCCGGUCAACCCUUUUGCUCCUUCUCAAACCCAAGCCCAUCACUCUCUUUCAAAACCAUUACCAUCACAAGACCAAGACCUAGAACCAGAACGAGAACAAGCUUGGCAUGGCUGAAUCCUCAACCUCGUGGUGCUUUGGUUGAGGCAACACCACCAAGUCCACCUCCUUCUCCUUCUCCAAGAGAUGGAUCCAUCAAGGUGCUUGCGCUUCCUGAGAACCGUGCUGAUGACAUUCAAGCUGAGGCCAGAGCCAUGGCUCGUGCUGCCAAUGCUUCUGAGUACACGCCUCAGCUUUUGGCCUCCAACUAUGGCUCUCAACCCAUCAAGGUGGUGGGAAGGGCCCUUAAGGUUCUGAGUGCGGUGGGCUUGUUUGGGUUGAAGCUGUUGGUUGACCAGAAAAGUGGGAUGCUUGAUCAGAAUAAAAGGAUUCGUGCAAUUGAGCUUAGGGACACAUUCACUCGGCUGGGACCAACUUUUGUCAAAUUGGGUCAGGGGUUGUCUACCAGGCCUGAUAUAUGUCCACCUGAGUAUCUGAAGGAGCUCUCCGAACUUCAAGAUGGAUUGCCAACGUUUCCUGAUGAGCAGGCCUUUGAUUGCAUUGAGAGGGAACUAGGACUUUCUAUUGAUUCUAUUUUUUCUUCUAUAUCUCCAAGGGCUGUAGCAGCAGCCAGUUUGGGUCAAGUUUAUAAAGGCUGUUUGAAAUACUCUGGGAAACUUGUUGCUGUUAAGGUGCAACGCCCUGGCAUUGAAGAAGCUAUAGGAUUGGACUUCUACCUAAUUAGAGGUUUAGGCUUUCUCAUAAAUAAAUAUGUGGACUUUAUCACCAGUGAUGUUGUUGCACUUAUUGAUGAAUUUGCACGUAGAGUCUUUCAAGAGCUCAACUAUGUGCAGGAGGGACAAAAUGCAAGGAGAUUCAAAAAAUUGUAUGCUGACAAGGAAAAUAUCUUUGUUCCUGAUGUUUUCUGGGACUAUACAAGUGCUAAAGUAUUAACAAUGGAAUGGGUUGAUGGAGUAAAACUAAAUGAGCAAGAAGCAAUUGAGAGACAGGGAUUAAAAGUCUUGGAUCUGGUAAAUGCUGGCAUACAAUGCAGUCUCAGACAGUUACUCGAGUAUGGAUAUUUUCAUGCAGAUCCUCAUCCUGGGAAUCUCUUGGCAACACCUGAGGGAAAACUUGCUUUUCUUGAUUUUGGCAUGAUGAGUGAGACUCCAGAAGAAGCAAGAUAUGCCAUAAUUGGCCAUGUUGUUCACUUGGUUAACCGAGACUAUGAGGCCAUGGCUCGUGACUACUAUGAUCUUGAUUUUUUAUCAAGGGAUGUUGACGUAUCUCCAAUUGUGCCAGCACUUAGAAACUUUUUUGAUGAUGCACUUAAUUAUACUGUGAGUGAGCUCAACUUCAAGACACUAGUAGAUGGUCUGGGAAAUGUUUUGUAUCAGUAUCCAUUUAAUGUUCCAGCAUACUACGCAUUAAUAUUAAGGUCUCUCACUGUUUUAGAAGGUUUAGCAUUGUAUGCUGAUCCCAAUUUUAAGGUACUUGCUGCAUCAUACCCAUAUUUUGCUAAAAGGCUCCUAACAGAUCCAAAUCCAUAUCUAAGAGAUGCUCUUAUUGAGUUGCUUUUCAAGGAUGGGAAGUUCAGAUGGAAUAGACUUGAAAACCUGCUAACCCAGGGUAGAAAGGAUAGAGAUUUCUCUGCUAAAGAGGCAUUACAACCUGUCCUGAAGGUAUUAUUGAGUAAAGAUGGUGAAGAGCUGAGGAAUCUAGUUAUUAAAGAGGCUGCUCGAGUAUCUGAAGCUUUUACCCUCGGCACAAUGUCAGAAACAUACCAAUAUAUUCCGGGCUUUGUUAGGACCCUUGUUUUCAAUGGAAAUGCAAAUGGCCCCUUUAAGAUGUCAGAAACUGAAAUGCAAAGCAUGAUAGAGCUUAGAGAUCAAGUUCUUAGAAUAUGGGGACUUCUUCAAUCCUCUCAUGAUUUUGAUCCAGCUAUUUUGCUGCCAAUACUACAGGUCCUUGAGCAACCUGAGGCACGCAGACUUGGGGGGCGUGUUGUUGGUGGAAUCACUCAACGUCUUGCAGCACGCUUUCUUCAGCAAAUACUCAGAGUUCCGUCAACAGUUUCAGAAUAG